Molecule: messenger RNA, 879 nt
Organism: Siniperca chuatsi (mandarin fish)
Lineage: Eukaryota; Metazoa; Chordata; Actinopteri; Centrarchiformes; Sinipercidae
Product: dual specificity protein phosphatase 13A family protein
Exons: 3
Coding region: 208-879 (223 amino acids)
Biological process (GO): protein dephosphorylation; negative regulation of MAPK cascade
Cellular component (GO): cytoplasm
Molecular function (GO): protein tyrosine/serine/threonine phosphatase activity; MAP kinase phosphatase activity
Source: RefSeq, a predicted model, not a curated record
ACAAAACAACCACAAGCAGUGGUUUUCAAACCAGUAAUAAUGUUAUUAUUAAAACAUUUCCAUGACUGAGCGUUUGACUGAGGGUCUGUGCCAAACUGCACCACCUGUUUUUGACAGUCAGAGACAGUCAGCAACCAAAGCAAAGGCAACAGACAUGAUUUAGUUUUAGGGGAAUAACAGAAUAGUUUACACCCUCUAAACUUAGAAAUGGCUGACAUAAAACCAAUCACAGGUGCUGCUUCUGAGGUGAGAUGUGAUACACGAGAUCUUGAGCAGAGAAAUGUCAGCGACACAGACCCAGAAGAGGAGAAGAUAAGGUACACAUGUCGGACAGAGGAUUCAAAGAGGACGUGGGAGAUCCCGUCUCUUCAGGAGCUAGAGGAGGUUUUACAUUCAGCGCCACGCUCCUGUCGCCACGGAGAUGAGGUGUGGCCGAACCUGUAUCUGGGAGACAUGUUUAUGUCGCACGACAAGCUCAGGCUCUGGCAGCUGGGCAUCACUCAUGUGCUGAAUGCAGCGCAUGGAAAACUGUGCUGUAAGGGCAGUGAUGAUUUUUAUGGCACCACUGUGAAAUACUACGGAGUCCCAGCCAACGACCUGCCAACAUUUGACCUUUCACCUUUUUUCUACCCUGCUGCUGAGUUCAUUCACCAGGCUUUGACGUCAGGAGGAAAGGUAUUUGUGCACUGUGCUGUGGGUGUGAGUCGCUCGGCUGCUUUGGUCCUAGCGUACCUGAUGAUUCACCACCACCUCAGUCUUCUGUCCUCUACACACUGUGUGCAGCAGAAACGCUGGAUUUUCCCAAACAGAGGCUUCCUGCGACAGCUUAUAGCCCUGGACCGAAAACUGCAGGACGAAGGGUUGAAUGAAACGAAAUAA